Fukomys damarensis (Damara mole-rat) is the source of this 4299-nucleotide messenger RNA. RefSeq names its product exocyst complex component 5 (gene Exoc5). Gene Ontology annotation, biological process: exocytosis; Golgi to plasma membrane transport. The record is from RefSeq and is a predicted model, not a curated record. Bases 1 to 2259 code for a protein of 752 amino acids. The transcript is spliced from 18 exons. Gene Ontology annotation, cellular component: exocyst; cytoplasm. NCBI's taxonomy places the organism in Eukaryota, Metazoa, Chordata, Mammalia, Rodentia, Bathyergidae.
AUGGCCUGCUCAGCCCCGCGGGCGGAGGGAAGCCCGGCGAACCCGCCUGUGAGAAUCACCCGGCUGCUCCCUGGAGGAUCCGGGCCGUGCGCGCGCAGUGUGUUCCGAUGUCUGCCCGAGUUUUCGGGAUCCUUAACGUUUCAUUUCGCGAAGCCCGCUGAGCCUUUUGUGGCAGAUGAGUAUAUUGAACGUCUUGUAUGGAGAACCCCAGGAGGAGGUUCUAGAGGUGGGCCUGAAGCUUUUGACCCUAAAAGAUUAUUAGAAGAAUUUGUAAAUCAUAUUCAAGAACUCCAGUUAAUGGAUGAAAGAAUUCAAAGGAAAGUAGAGAAAUUAGAGCAGCAAUGUCAGAAGGAAGCCAAGGAAUUUGCCAAGAAGGUACAAGAGCUUCAGAAAAGCAAUCAGGUUGCCUUCCAGCAUUUCCAAGAACUAGAUGAGCACAUUAGCUAUGUAGCAACCAAGGUCUGUCACCUUGGAGACCAGUUGGAAGGGGUAAACACACCUAGACAGCGGGCUGUGGAGGCUCAGAAAUUGAUGAAAUACUUUAAUGAGUUUCUAGAUGGAGAAUUAAAAUCUGAUGUUUUUACAAAUUCUGAAAAGAUAAAGGAGGCAGCAGACAUCAUUCAGAAGUUGCACCUAAUUGCCCAGGAGUUACCUUUUGAUAGAUUUUCAGAAGUAAAAUCCAAGAUUGCAAGUAAAUACCAUGAUUUAGAAUGCCAGCUGAUUCAGGAGUUUACUAAUGCUCAAAAAAGAGGUGAAAUAUCCAGAAUGAGAGAAGUAGCAGCAGUACUACUUCAUUUUAAGGGUUAUUCUCAUUGUGUUGAUGUUUAUAUAAAGCAGUGCCAGGAGGGUGCUUACUUGAGAAAUGAUAUAUUUGAAGAUGCAGCAAUGCUCUGUCAGCGUGUGAACAAGCAAGUUGGAGAUAUCUUUAGUAAUCCAGAAACAGUACUGGCUAAACUUAUUCAAAAUGUAUUUGAAAUCAAACUACAGAGUUUUGUGAAAGAUCAGUUGGAAGAAUAUAGGAAAUCAGAUGCAGAACAAUAUCUCAAAAAUCUCUAUGACCUAUAUACAAGAACCACCAAUCUUUCCAGCAAGUUGAUGGAGUUUAAUUUAGGUACUGAUAAACAGACUUUCUUGUCUAAGCUUAUCAAAUCCAUUUUCAUUUCCUAUUUGGAGAACUAUAUUGAGGUGGAGACUGGUUAUUUGAAAAGCAGAAGUGCUAUGAUCCUGCAACGCUAUUAUGAUUCAAAAAAUCAUCAGAAAAGAUCCAUUGGCACAGGAGGUAUUCAAGAUUUGAAAGAGAGAAUUAGACAGCGUACCAACUUACCACUGGGGCCAAGUAUUGAUACUCAUGGGGAAACUUUCCUAUCCCAAGAAGUGGUGGUUAAUCUUUUACAAGAAACCAAACAAGCCUUUGAAAGGUGUCAUAGGCUCUCUGAUCCCUCUGAUUUACCAAGGAAUGCCUUUAGGAUUUUUACCAUUCUUGUGGAAUUUUUAUGUAUUGAACAUAUUGAUUAUGCUUUGGAAACAGGACUUGCUGGAAUUCCUUCCUCAGAUUCUAGGAAUGCAAAUCUCUAUUUUUUGGAUGUUGUGCAACAGGCCAAUACCAUUUUUCAUCUUUUUGACAAGCAGUUUAAUGAUCACCUCAUGCCACUAAUAAGCUCUUCUCCUAAGUUAUCUGAAUGCCUUCAGAAGAAAAAAGAAAUAAUUGAACAAAUGGAGAUGAAAUUGGAUACUGGCAUUGAUAGGACAUUAAAUUGUAUGAUUGGACAAAUGAAGCAUAUCCUGGCUGCAGAGCAAAAGAAAACAGAUUUUAAGCCAGAAGAUGAAAACAAUGUUUUAAUUCAGUGCACUAAUGCCUGUGUAAAAGUCUGCGCUUAUGUAAGAAAGCAAGUGGAGAAGAUAAAAAAUUCCAUGGAUGGGAAAAAUGUGGAUACAGUUUUGAUGGAACUUGGAGUACGUUUUCAUCGUCUUAUUUAUGAGCAUCUUCAACAAUAUUCCUACAGUUGUAUGGGUGGCAUGUUAGCUAUUUGUGAUGUAGCUGAAUAUAGGAAGUGUGCCAAAGACUUCAAGAUUCCAAUGGUAUUACAUCUUUUUGAUACUCUGCAUGCACUUUGCAACCUUCUUGUAGUUGCCCCAGAUAAUUUAAAGCAAGUCUGCUCAGGAGAACAACUUGCUAAUCUGGACAAGAAUAUACUUCACUCCUUCGUACAACUUCGUGCUGACUAUAGAUCUGCCCGCCUUGCUCGACACUUCAGCUGAGGUUAAAUUGACAAAGGAAAUGUGUUAUAUUUCAGCAGCAGGUCUCGGUUGAUAGAAAGCACAGGAGAUUCCUUAUGACACAGCCAAGAUUUUAUGGAAAAAUGACUGUUUGAAAGAAAACUGCAGCCAUACUUAACCCUUGAGGUUUUAUUUGAAAAUUGGACGCCACUAGCUGUAUUUACUUUUUCCUGCUAAGUUGAAUUUUAAUUCCAUUCUUGAAUUUAUACAUUUCAAAUUCUGUAAAACUACAUGUCACUGUUUUUCAUUCUGGAAAAUGUUGGUGAAAUUUUACCAGUGUUCUGGUUCUAGUUCUUUAACAUAUUCCGUCUGGAAAUUUUACCAUCCCAUUUGCAUUAAUAGGUAAAAUACAACAAAACUACAUUUAUUAUGCAUCAAUUUUUAAUGACCUUUUCAGUACAGGUAAAUGUUAAUCAGAUUAUUGCAGGUUUUUCUAAGGAAUAUGUUGACUCCUGUAGAGGUUAACAAGUAUAAUUUCUGUAGUUUUGUUGAUUAGAAUUUUUUCUGAAAUACAAUUCCAAGAAAAUGUUACAAACUAAAUUAAAAUGAUGAAAUAUUUUAUGCAGACAUCAGGAGUGAAUCAGAAUACAUCUGCUUUCUGGGUAAAACAUAAAGCUUGCCAUUUCUUAUUUGGUAAGGAGAUUAUAAGCCAAUUCUAGUAAUAAAUUAAUAAAACUACCUUAUUUUAUAUUUCACUUAAGGUAAGGUAGAAGACCUUAACUAAAGGACCGUAUUUAUUCAUUACUUUAAUAUUUUAAUAAGGGGAGUAAAGAAAUGAGGGACAGUCUAAGUAGUGCAUAUGAGGAGUCAAUGUUAAGGAACAAUGCAAUUCUUUAAGAUUUUUAUCUUUUUGCUAAACUUGAGUAAAACGUGAUGGCUAAACCUGCGCUAGUCUACUCUGAGGAACUGGGAAUUGACAGGUGACAUUAUAUAUGCGAAGUUUGGACAUAAGCUUCGCAAAGACUGGUUACUUUCAGAUCUGUAAUUUCUUUCAUUAUCCGUUUUUCAAGGCAUUUCUAAAGUUAUUCCUACUUGAUUAUGGCUAAUUGAAUUGGCUUAAUAUGGUGACAUAGUAAAUUACUUACAAAGUUUUAAACAUGAAAUUAAAAUUUAGAAAAGCCAUUACUUUAUAAAACUUAUAAAUAUGCUCCUUAAGAAUACAUUCUAAAUUAAAUAUAGUGUUUCCGCUUCAUUGUGUUGCUCAUACUGUUCUAGGAACCAGACGAACUUUUUAAUGUUCACUUUAUUCUCGACAACUUUUUUUUAAAUGCAGGCCUUUUGGCCUAAUUUGGGAAAACUUCUCUUUUUCUCAGAACCUGAUUCUAAAUGGUUAUCAGUUUUACCAAAACUUCCACGUCCAGCACUAACAACUGUUUAAAUCACCAUUAACUGAAUUUUUUCACUUUCUUUUUAGCCCAGUGUUAUCAAGGAAUGCUAGGGAAAUGAAGUAUGCCAACUUUUGUCAAAGCAUUUUAGGGCACUGUGGCAGCUUUAGAAGGCUUUCCAGGUUUGUAUUCUUAGCCAAGGGAAAGCCAGAAACAGGUUUUGGAUGCACGAAAAAGUCACGUGCUUGUACUAUUGCCAUGUUAGAAAGCUCUUAUGUGAAUUCAAAUUAUACCUCUGUUACUUAAAGCCAACAGUUUUAAAGCAGUAGUUUUACUGCCAUUUGAACUCUUUGUACAGUGUCAAUUUGUAAAAAAACAAAAAACAAAACAAAAAACUCAAAUAAAAUGUGAGAUGACACUUAAAACUUCCAAAUCAGAGAAGCGCUUCAAAUUAUUUUGUUUGGAUUAAUUUUUUAAAUGUAAAGCAUAUACUUGUUGCUUAAAUAUUUUGUUAAUUAUUUCUCCCGUGCUUGAGUUCUGUGCAGUAUUUUCUAUCAUGUCCAUUGACAGGACAGCAGCCAAACUCAUAAAUGAAUACAUAAUUUAGAGGGGUUAACAUUAAUGCUCAAUAAACAAGUUCCCUGCAGUUUUUUUUAAUUUUUUGUAUAUUUUAAGGACAUCCAUAGUGAAUUUUACA